This is a messenger RNA of Daldinia loculata, 750 nucleotides long. RefSeq lists its product as uncharacterized. The record is from RefSeq and is a predicted model, not a curated record. Lineage: Eukaryota; Fungi; Ascomycota; Sordariomycetes; Xylariales; Hypoxylaceae. The transcript has a single exon. The coding region runs from base 217 to 684 and encodes 155 amino acids.
GUAUAUAUGAGGUAGUUAUGUACGUAGGGGCUUUUGCUAUAUUAAAUGUGAGUUACACAAUUAAAACCGAAUAUAACAAUUAUAUACUUUACUCCGUAAUAGAGACCUCUAUACUUGAAUCAAUUAACUUUAUAUAUAUCCUUUUCGACAACCAAAACUAUAAGUCUAAAUUCGCACUCAAGGCGAUAAUAUAUUAAACCUCAAGCCAAUCCCACCAUGCCUACCACCUCAUCCCUCCACGCGCAACUCGAUGCCCUCUACGCCACAUGGGCCAACCUCUCCCCCUCCUCACCCCCAGCCGAAUUCGACAAAUUCGCCAACUUCUUCGACGACAACUGCCGCGCAUGGCUACUAAGCAUGCGCGAGCUCACAACGCCCAGCAUCGGCCGCCAGGGCGUCGUCGACGGCAUCAAAGAAGCUCUCAAGGACCAGCGCAUCGAGGAGCGUCGCGUAGUUGAUCGGUUUGAAAGCGCGGAUGGGUCGAAGAUCUCGGUGGAGAUGAAUAAUCGGCUCGUAGUGCACGGAAAGGAGUUAGAUCCGUUCCCGGAGACGGCUACGGCGGUGUUUAACGAGAAGGGUCUUAUUACGGACUUUAAGGUGUAUUGUUGUCGGAGCCCUGUUGUGCAGAUUGUGCAAGAUGUUACUGGCGAGGGUCCUUAUAAGUGCCACCCAGUUGAUGGCUGAGUGUGUUAGGUUGAAUAUUAGAUGGGAAUACGGAUAUAAAAUAGACAAGCCGUGAAUUGUUAUAAU